GAACCCAGCCAAGCAGAGCCCAACAGGAAAGUAGUAGUAAUAAUCUGCUGUCGAAGGCCGGAAAGCCACUUGACAUAAAAAAUGUCAGCUUCAGCUUCUGCUCCAUUCCACUCUCUAAUCUCAUUGUGCUUUUACCUAAGAGGGUAAUAAAAUGAGAAGAGACACCUAUAUUUCUCCAAACCCAGAUCCCAACGUGUCUACAACAACCUAACUAAAAGCAAAAAAAAAAAAAAAAAAAAAAAGAAAAGGUACAGUUCUAAACAUAGUACUUAAGAUUUUUAUUACGUUCUCUUUGUUAUUCAUGUUAGAUAGUUAUCUUCGUUCUGUUCGCGUCUUUUCUUUCUGAACUCAAACUUUCUUUAUCAGUUAAGCUGUAUGUAACAAGAAAAUCCAUUGAAAAGAAACAUGGCCACUGGGAAGUAUUCCAUAGUUGAUGGGAGGAAGUCUUCAAGUUACUGUUCAACUGCUACUGUAGUUGUGUUUGUUGCUUUUUGCUUAGUUGGGAUUUGGAUGUUCAUGUCCUCAUCGGUUGUUCCAGUUCAGGAUUCGGAAUUGUCAUCUCAGGAGACCAGAAAUGAGGUGAAACAAAAAGUGCCAAAAGGUGUUUCUACGGGAUUUGAUGAUACCUCAGGUGAUCUGCUUGAGGAUGCAACGAAAGAAGAUGACACUGGUAGGCCUAGUAAAGAAUCUGGAAGGACUCAUGAAGAUAAUUCCACUGAGAACUUAAUGGUCAAGAGUAACAAGGAAUCUCAGAAUUUGGCUAAGGAAAACCAGGAAGAAAAUGAGAGUUCUGAUGACAAAAGUGAGUCAGAAAGUGAACAAAAAAAAGUGGAUGAAGAUGAGGGGAAUGUAAAUGGGGAAAUGAAUAAAAAUGUGCUGGCAGAAUCAGAGGAGAGCUCACGUCAAAACAGAUCUGAGUCAACUGAGGGCAAGAAGAACUAUGAGGAAGAAGCAAGUGCAUAUCAAAUAAAACAUGUCGACAAGGAGUCUAUUUUGACUGAGGAGAAGAAUGAAAAAAACAAAGACAAGAGUUCGGAACAAAGUGCUGUCAAGAAUAUUGUGGAAAGUGAGGAAACCGAUCAAGUUUCAAAUGAGAUUCUCCCUUCUGGUUCUCAGUCAGAAAUUUUGACUGAGUCUACUACUCAGAAUGGAGCUUGGUUAACCCAAGCAGUAGAAUCACAGAAUGAGAAGAAAACACAACAAUCUUCAAUAUCCAGUGAAAAAAAUGGUCACCAUUGGAAACUCUGUAAGUCGACUGCUGGGCCAGACUACAUACCUUGCCUAGAUAAUUGGCAAGUUAUCAGAAAGCUUCCAAGCACAAAGCACUAUGAACAUCGAGAGAGGCACUGUCCUGAUGAAGCUCCUACAUGUCUUGUCCCUCGACCUGAAGGAUAUAAGCGCCCAAUAAAGUGGCAUAAAAGCAGGAAUAAAAUAUGGUACUACAAUGUCCCUCACACCAAGCUUGCAGAGGUUAAGGGGCACCAAAAUUGGGUUAAAGUAACUGGUGAAUACCUUACCUUUCCUGGUGGUGGAACUCAGUUUAUUAAUGGUGCUCUUCAUUACAUUGAUUUUAUUCAAGAUUCAGUUCCUGAAAUUGCAUGGGGAAAAAGAACUCGUGUAAUACUGGAUGUUGGGUGUGGGGUAGCUAGCUUUGGAGGCUAUCUUUUUGAAAGAGAUGUCCUUGCAAUGUCAUUUGCUCCUAAGGAUGAGCAUGAAGCGCAAGUACAGUUUGCACUUGAACGGGGAAUUCCUGCCAUUUUAUCUGUGAUGGGCACCAAAAGGCUACCUUUUCCUAGUUCUGUCUUUGAUCUUGUGCACUGUGCACGUUGCAGGGUCCCUUGGCACAUUGAAGGUGGCAAACUUCUGUUAGAGCUCAAUCGUGUUCUGCGACCUGGUGGUUACUUUGUUUGGUCUGCUACUCCAGUUUACCGGAAGCUCCCUGAAGAUGUUGGCAUUUGGCAAGAGAUGUCUCGGCUUACAAAUUCAAUGUGCUGGGAUUUGGUGGUCAUUAAAAAUGACACUCUGAAUGCUGUCGGAGCUGCAAUAUAUCGAAAGCCAACUUCCAAUGAGUGCUACAAUAAAAGAUCUAGAAAUGUACCUCCACUUUGUGAAGAAUAUGAUGAUCCUAACGCGGCCUGGAAUGUACCACUUGAGGCAUGCAUGCACAAAGUGCCAGUAGAUUCAACAGAGCGUGGAUCCCUUUGGCCUGUACAAUGGCCAGAACGGUCAGAACAACCUCCAUAUUGGUUGAAUUCUCAGGUUGGCGUUUAUGGUAAAGCUGCUCAGGAGGAUUUCACUGCAGACUACAAUCACUGGAAAACAGUUGUCUCCCAGUCUUAUUUGAAUGGGAUGGGAAUCGACUGGUCUUCUGUGAGAAAUGUCAUGGAUAUGAAGGCUGUUUAUGGAGGGUUUGCUGCAGCCCUGAAAGACUUGAAAGUGUGGGUUAUGAAUGUAGUUCCAAUCGACUCUCCUGAUACACUUCCAGUAAUCUAUGAACGUGGCUUGUUUGGAAUAUAUCAUGAUUGGUGUGAAUCAUUUAACACAUACCCGAGAACAUACGAUUUUCUUCAUGCUGAUCAUCUCUUCUCUACUAUCAAAAAGAGGUUUUCUAUCUUCCAUGCUAUAUUACUUGCAGAUGUCAUUCUCCAACAAGAUUACAUACCUUAUCUUUGCGUUCGCAAGACAUUUUGGCGUCCCACCGAGGAAGAACCUAUAAAGUCUGCCAUUGUUUGAGCUUGAUGCAUAGGAGUUUACCGCACUUGCCAUAUAAUAUUACAUAUUCUUUUUGUUCCACAAGCGUGUCAUAGUUUACCACAGACCUAGUCAUCCAUUGGCAGAUGUAAAAUUAUAUAGUUUAUUAUAUUAUAGACCUACUUAUAUCGAUUACAAUUUGUGUCUAAUUUCCAUGAUGAAUUAAAAUAUGUAAUUUCAUUACUAUGAAUCUGAAUGAAAAUCAAAUUCAUUCUUGAUGUUUCUUCUUACUUUAGUUGCAUGUGUAUUUCACCUAUGUUCCAUUUAUAAAAAAUUAUGCGACCAUUUAGUACAAUUUAACAAGGUAGCUAGGCCAGCCUUGCAUGAUUAUGAACAGCUUCUCAAUGG
Molecule: messenger RNA, 3099 nt
Organism: Durio zibethinus
Lineage: Eukaryota; Viridiplantae; Streptophyta; Magnoliopsida; Malvales; Malvaceae
Source: RefSeq, a predicted model, not a curated record